AUGCCGCCAUCGCAUUCCUCAUACACAGCAAGCCCGACGCGCUUCCAAUCACCCCAACGCAGCCCGUCGCGUCCGCCCUCGCAAGAUGGAUCGCAGUACGAGAUGGAUCUAGACGCCUUAGGCCUCAAUUCGACAUUUGAAUCGACAGAGCUUGAGCAUAGCCAUCAGCCGCCCGUUGACCGUGUAGACACGAGCGAGAUCGAGGGACCAGAAGAUUUCACCAUGAACAUGACCUACUGGAUGACGGCCGAUCUGCCCCUGGCGCAAAUCAAGUCGCGGAAAGAGGCCAAUACCAAGCGCCCGACGGCAAGGAUGGAUGCUAUACCAGACGGCAGCGAAGGGCGGCAGGCGACAGAGGUGGGUGAACCGGUAGUUGUAGUCGAAGAGCCCAGGCAACGGUCAGACAAGCUGUCUCGUACAGCGUCACCCAAUAGGCGCGCAAACGGCUCGUCGGAAGAACGACGGCACAGCAAAGCGGUGUCGGAACGAUCGAUGGAGAAUGAUGAAAAGGUUCGCAGCUUCCUCAGCAACCUCCCAGACACAGAAAUGGAUGGCGCACUCACCGGAACGCCACUCCAUGGGCCCCGGCGUAGUUUCUUGCAGGUUCCUAGGUCUUCACCACCAAAGGCGCGAUCACUGCAACCUACCGUCGAAGACUAUGAUACUCCGCGGAAACCCACCCUAGAGACCGUCAUACGCCAUACGUCGGCCAUCAUUGAUACGAACGAACAGGACGUCGCCCGCAACAAGAUUGCAGAGCUACAGCAUCAGCUCGAACAGCAAGAGUCGUCUUCGAGGUCGCGCAUCACAGAACUCGAAACCAUCUUGUCGUAUACUCGUUCCGAGCUCGAAAGCACCCGUGCUGAGAACUACAAACACAAGGAAAAGUUGUCGAGCCUGGAAAAGAGCAUGCAGCGUCAGAGUGCUGAUCAUGAUGCAGCUCGCGCAGCUGCUGAUGUCCGCUUGAAGUCGCUUGAAGAAAUCGAGCGCCAGCGGAACAAUCUCGAAGAUUCGAACCGACAGCUUGCGGAAGAGAUCAAGACAAAAGACCAUAGCCUAGACGAGGUGCAAGCGGAGUUGUCGCACGCUAGGCUUUCGCAUGAGCGGGAGGUCCAAGACUUGAAAGGCACAGAGGUACAACGGUCUGAUAAAACGGACGAGAGUGCGGAGAAUAAACGAUUGUUGCUGGCCGAGCAGCUGUCUUCAGUUCAGGCACGAGCCAAUGCUCUUCAGUCCAAUCUCCAAACGGCGACAGCUGAAGCAAAGCUGGCACGUGAGGAGGCACGGGAAAAGAAUCAAAUAUGGUCUGCAGUCGAAGCAACUGCCUCCGAGCAGACUCGACGCAUUGUUAAGCUUGAAGGGGAACUGCAAAAUGUGCGUUUCGAAGCUCAGUGUGCAAAGGCUGAUGCCGCAGCUAAGCAGCAAUUGUUCCAAACAAAUCUCGAGCUCAACACUCGUCUUCGUGCGCUCCAGUCUGAACUCGAGAGGGCGCAAAAGGACUCUACUGGGCACGGCCAGCGCACUGAGCCUGAUGAAUUAGAGGCUCGAAUUAGCUCUCUCCAAUCCCAGCUGGAUUCCUCACUUCGAGCUCGAAUUACGGCUCCUAGGGACGAUCAGACUACCAAUGAUGGACAGCCUCGCCAGGUUGUUGAGCUGGAGGCUCGUAUACGAUCUCUCCAAUCCCAGCUUCAAUCUGUGCAGUCUGAGCUCGCAACCAAGGAUCAAGAGAUGAGAAAUAUUAUUGAGGAGCAGGAGCAGGCUGAGCAUCGAAUCAACAUGUACCAGGGCCGCUUGCAAAGCCUAGAAGCUGGCAAUGCUAAUCUUCGCCAACAACUAGCAGAAGCACACCGUGAAAGUGCUCAAGCAAGAGGCGAUGCUGAACGAUUUGAACGAGACUUGGAAGAUGCCAAUGAUCUGUUGAAAGAGGCCCGAGCCGAGGCAGACCGCCGUGUCAGCGACAUUGACAAGAAGCUCAGCAAGAUGAAGGAAUUGAAGGCCGAGGUCGAGACCAAGUUUAAAGAAUUACGAGCGCAACACGAAGAUAUGAUUGAAGAACACGAUACCACAAUGGAAGAAGUCCGCGACAAGGCCGAAGAUGCCGUGCGCAAAGCCGGCGCACUCCUGGAGCAAGAGCGCAGCGAAAAGCGACGCAUAACACGAGACCUCAAGCGGAUCAAAGAAGAAGUCGAAACACUGCGUAACAGUGCAGCACAACAGGUGCAGAGCCAAGACGAUGACGAAUCCACUGUGGAUGACCAUGACACGAUAACCAACUCAUCCGCCACGGCUACCAAUGCUCAAGCUACGGAGAUUACUAGUCUCCACAGCAUCAUCCGCACCCAACUUGCCGACAUCAAAACUCUCAAGUCAGAAGUUUCGGCCCUCCGUAAAGAAAGCAAGACGCACAAGUCCACGCGCUCGGGCUCCUCUCCUUCCACCAUCUCUGUACUCGAAUCCACCAUUUCCGCCCUCCGCGCAGAAAACGCAUCUCUCCAAUCUCUCCUCGCUACCAAAGAAGCAGACCAUGAGGCUGUGAACAAAGCCAUGGAUGAAAAAUUGGCAGUUUUAUUGAGUAAAGUGAUGAAAGAAAAGGCGAAGACGCUCGUGGGGAAACGCGAUGGGCAGUGGAGUGAGAGUGUCCGGGAGUUGGAGAGUGAGAGGGAGAUGUUGGGUAAAGUAGUAAUGAGGCAGUGGGGGAGAGAGGAAUUGGGUAUUGAAGAGGAGAGGGAUACGAAGGAUGGAAAGCAGGCAUAUCGGUACAAGUAUGCUAAGCGGGCAUGA
Messenger RNA from Bipolaris sorokiniana ND90Pr, 2781 nucleotides. RefSeq lists its product as uncharacterized. The coding region runs from base 1 to 2781 and encodes 926 amino acids. The transcript is spliced from 2 exons. The record is from RefSeq and is a predicted model, not a curated record. NCBI's taxonomy places the organism in Eukaryota, Fungi, Ascomycota, Dothideomycetes, Pleosporales, Pleosporaceae.